Messenger RNA from Hermetia illucens (black soldier fly), 1654 nucleotides. Its product is annotated as altered inheritance of mitochondria protein 3-like. The transcript is spliced from 3 exons. The record is from RefSeq and is a predicted model, not a curated record. Bases 232 to 1311 code for a protein of 359 amino acids. Lineage: Eukaryota; Metazoa; Arthropoda; Insecta; Diptera; Stratiomyidae.
UUAUCUUUGGUCCGAGUACGAUCAUCGUUGCUUGGGGUAUCGACGCGACAUAGAGCUUGUAGUCCGAACUUUUGUGACCACUGGGUUGUCGCCAUCCUUUGUUUUAAACGUUUCGGUAUAAAAAGCCCGGAUUUCUGGUUUUUAUGUUUAGUCAAGUGACAUUUAUCGUCCGACUGAUAAGUUAAGAGUGUUUUAUAGUGGAUCUCGAGUAAUUAACGAAUAUUAGUUAAGAUGCGUGCUCUGGCGAUAACUAUUGCUGUGAGCGUGUUACUACAGUUAAGUUCAUCUUCUUCACGCGAUCCUGUGAUCAACGAUGAUAAAAGGAGUACUCGACAAUCGAUAAUUGGACCGAGCCCGCUUAACCCGUUCUAUUCACCAAUUUAUAAUAAAACGACUUACAAUGCGGGUUUGAAUACGCCAGUGAACCCAUAUGUGCCACAGUUGAAUAUUCCACAUACGGUUCACUUUUCACCGCAAGAGGGUGUGACAGUGAUUCCCAACGCUCAGCCCCAGGUAGCACCACACCAUGUACAACAAGGACAUUUCCAACCUCAGCAGCAGCUUCGACCACCACCACAAGUCCAGCUUCAUCCUCAAAAUCAAGCACAGCAUCAACAAUUGCAGUACCAACAAGCUCAAUAUCAACAACAAUUGCAACAAGCUCAGUUGCAGCAGGCUCAGCAACUGCAGCAGGCUCAACAAUUGCAACAGGCCCAGCAAUUACAACAAGCUCAGCUGCAAUCACUUCAGCAAGCGCAAACCACUGCCUCACCCCUGUACUACCAGCAGCCUAAUCCAUACCAGAACUUCUACAGCACACCCGCCCCACCGAUUUUCUCCAAUAGCCUUUUCGAUAUUCCAGCACAACAGUAUCCAAACCUAAUCGACCAAGGAUUCUACAAAUAUCCUGUUUAUGUUGAUCCAAAUUUGGCAAGUGCAUUCAAGCAAGCACCCAAGCCUAUGUUCAUGAAGAGACGCACUAUUCAGGAUUUAUGUGCCGCUUACGCCCCAGAAGAGAAGACUGUGAUCUAUGUGCUCAGUCAAAACCCUAAUGAACCGCCAGAGGAGAUUGAAGUGCCUAAAGUUGCACCGACAAAACCAAGUAAGCCGGAAGUGUAUUUCGUUAAAUACAACACCCCCGAGGAAGCUGAACUGGCUCAAAAACACAUUCAAGCUCAAUACGAUGCACUUGGUGGACUUAGUGAACAAUCAAACGAAGGCAUCUCCCCGAUCACAACAGCCCAGGAAAUCUUGAGCGGAGCCCAAAACGUUACCAGAAAAAUAGGGGCCAAUUUCUUGCGACGCCAUUAGUAAAAAAUUAGACCUGAAUAAAUUGUUUGCAAACGCGUACAAAUUGUAUGUUCAUAUGUAGGAUAAGUAAUUAAGAUAUUGCUGUCAUUAUAGAUACACAUUGAAACAUAAAUGCGGCCAAGAGAGGAGGAGAAAGUAAACCUCAACCUCGCUUCCCAGCGAGGAGCCAACCAUAAUAUAUUUCCAAAUGUUUGGACGUUAUAUAAUGUUUUCAAUGGUGCAUUCAUGUUACCGCAGCGAGAUGCAAAAUCUGACUGCAUUUUUUUGUGGCAAUGUUGCGCGGAAAAAACAUUGUUAAUUAUGAAUUUGAAUAAUAAUAAACUUUAUAAGUUUGAUACAUAAA